This is a messenger RNA of Lathyrus oleraceus (garden pea), 654 nucleotides long. RefSeq lists its product as uncharacterized. The record is from RefSeq and is a predicted model, not a curated record. Bases 1 to 654 code for a protein of 217 amino acids. The transcript has a single exon. Lineage: Eukaryota; Viridiplantae; Streptophyta; Magnoliopsida; Fabales; Fabaceae.
AUGGUAGAGGUCGACAAGUUUCCUAACUUUACUCAAGAAAGACCACCACCUCCCUUUCCUCAGAGAAUCAAAAAAGCCAAGGAAGAACAACAAUUUUGCAAAUUCAUGGAGAUUCUUAAACAACUUCAUAAUAACAUUUCAUUGGUUUAUGUUAUUCAACAAAUGCCUAAUUACUCCAAAUCCAUGAAAGAUGUUGUCACAAAAAGAAAGAGGGUGGAAGAAUUUUCAACUAUUGCAUUAACUCAAGAGUGCAACCAACUUGUGUUAGGAACUCUUCCUCCCAAAUUGAAGUAUCCAAACCGUUUAACUAUUCCAUAUAAGAUUGAAGAUACAUUUUAUGGCAGGGAACUGUGUGACCUUGGAACAAGUAUUAAUAUUAUGCCAUCAUCCAUAUUCAAGAAAUUGGGAAUUGUAGUUGUCAGUCCUACAAAAAUCAUGCUUCAACUUACAGAUACGAGUAUAUGUUAUCCUCGAGGAAAAAUUGAAGAUGUGCUAAUCAUGGUGGAUAAGUUUUUAUUCCUUGAUGUCUUUAUUAUCAUGGACUUCAAUUCUAAUGAAGAAACACCCAUUCUGUUGGGAAGACCCUUCCUUGCCACAAGAAGAACUUUGAUUGAUGUGGAAAAAGGAGAACUCGCAAUGAGGGUGAAUGGAUAA